Molecule: messenger RNA, 984 nt
Organism: Lathyrus oleraceus (garden pea)
Lineage: Eukaryota; Viridiplantae; Streptophyta; Magnoliopsida; Fabales; Fabaceae
Product: protein RGF1 INDUCIBLE TRANSCRIPTION FACTOR 1
Exons: 5
Coding region: 194-910 (238 amino acids)
Source: RefSeq, a predicted model, not a curated record
CCAGCAUAUGCGAUACUUUUUUCUUUUUAUAAGCAACAAAACAACGAGUUAACUUUACUAAAGUUUUUCGCCGUGCAAAUCCGUUUACUCUCUCUGCAUUUUCGUUUUCAUCUUCUUCUCCCAAUCUCAAAACCUCAAAACCAUCUUCUUUGAAUCCACAUUGAAACCCACAUUAUCAACCACUAUACACACAAUGGACACAGUUUUGGUGCCACCAUGGCUGGAGCCAUUGCUGAAAACACUGUUUUUCAACAUGUGCCGGAUUCACGCGGAUGCAGCUCGGAAUGAGUGUAACAUGUAUUGUUUAGACUGCAACAAUGGCGACGGCGCCUUCUGCUUUUAUUGCCGUUCUUCAAGACACAAAGAUCAUCAAGUCAUUCAGAUAAGAAGAUCAUCUUAUCACGAUGUGGUGAGGGUGUCAGAGAUUCAGAAAGUGUUGGACAUAAGUGGAGUUCAGACCUAUGUUAUAAACAGUGCUAGAGUAUUGUUCUUGAAUGUGAGGCCUCAACCAAAAUCUGGUAAAGGAGUAGCUCACAUUUGUGAGAUUUGUGGAAGGAGUCUCUUGGAUUCAUUUAGGUUCUGUUCUUUGGGAUGUAAGCUUGAAAGAAUAAAGAAAAAUGGAGAUGCAAGUUUUGCUAUUGAAGGGGGUAAGAAUGAAGCAAUGAGAAUGGAGGGGGUGUCAAGUAGUAGAUCAGAAGAAGAAUUGCGUGAAGGUUCAACACAAGAUAUGUAUCCUAUCACACCUCCUCCUCCUCCUUUAAAUGCAAGAAGAAGAAAAGAUUUAACAUUACUCAUUUUGGAGGCAUCAAUGGAUUACCAACACUUUCUCUAUGUUUGCCCUUUAUGGUCUCUCUUUCUCUCUAUUUCUUUUUAUGUAUUUUACUUAAUAAAUUAUAUUAAAAUAAAAUAAAUGAUAAAUGCAUAACAAUGAUAGUAGAGUUUGACCAAAUUAUUAUAAGAAUAGUUUGUUUUUAAAAAAUUGUA